Messenger RNA from Cyphellophora europaea CBS 101466, 507 nucleotides. RefSeq lists its product as uncharacterized. The coding region runs from base 1 to 507 and encodes 168 amino acids. NCBI's taxonomy places the organism in Eukaryota, Fungi, Ascomycota, Eurotiomycetes, Chaetothyriales, Cyphellophoraceae. The transcript has a single exon. The record is from RefSeq and is a predicted model, not a curated record.
AUGAAGUACGCAUUCGUUGCCGCCGGCCUCGCCGCUCUAGCCUACGCUCAGGUUGACGAUGUCCUCUCCGAGAUCACCUCUGCCGUCGGCGGCGUUCCCAGUGACGUCGCCAGCGUCGCCACCGAGAUUGCCUCGGGUGCCGGCAGCGUCGCAACCGAAAUCGCCUCUGGCGCGGCCUCAGUCGUGACUGAUGCCAGCGGCGUCGUCUCCACCAUCACCGACGGUGCCGCCUCGAUCGCCACUGAGGGCGCCAGCGCCGUCGAAUCCGCCGCCAGCUCUGCCGUCUCUGGUGCUUCUUCUGCCGCCACCGCGGGAACCGGUGCCGUUGGCUCUGUCACCUCAAGCCUCGCCUCGGACUUCAGCUCUAUCACUAGCUCGGUGUCAUCGCGUGCCAGUGCCGCUACGGCGGACGGUACCUCGACCGACUCUGAUGACGGUGCGGCCAUGAUCACCGGCAUGCCUGCUAUGCUUGUCGCGGCUGGUCUUGGCGCCGCUGCUCUGCUCUAA